Astyanax mexicanus (Mexican tetra) is the source of this 1635-nucleotide messenger RNA. Its product is annotated as cytochrome P450 2B4. The record is from RefSeq and is a predicted model, not a curated record. NCBI's taxonomy places the organism in Eukaryota, Metazoa, Chordata, Actinopteri, Characiformes, Acestrorhamphidae. Gene Ontology annotation, molecular function: iron ion binding; heme binding; oxidoreductase activity, acting on paired donors, with incorporation or reduction of molecular oxygen, reduced flavin or flavoprotein as one donor, and incorporation of one atom of oxygen. Gene Ontology annotation, biological process: xenobiotic metabolic process. The transcript is spliced from 9 exons. Gene Ontology annotation, cellular component: intracellular membrane-bounded organelle; cytoplasm. Bases 27 to 1529 code for a protein of 500 amino acids.
CAGUUGUAGUGUUCUGAAACUGGAAAAUGGAGUCUAUACUGAGAUAUCUGGACUGGAUGUCUGUAGGCUUGGCCCUGCUGGCUGGUGUUCUUUCUCUGUUUCUGCUGGAGAUCUUCAGGUUGAACUCCUCCAGGAGACGUAACCCCCCUGGACCAAAACCACUGCCCUUUGUGGGAAACCUGCCUCAACUCAAGAAGGAUGCUAUGGCCUUUGUCAGAUCGAUGGCGAAAUAUGGUGACUUAUCCUGCCUGUACCUGGCCAAUAAGCCAGUAAUCGUGGUAAAUAGCCUGCCAAUGGUGAAGGAAACGUUCGUUCAGAAUGGAGGUGCAUUUGCUGGGAGGUCACCUGUGCCAAUAUUAGACUUUGUCACCAAUGGUUAUGGUAUAAUAAUGGCCCCAUAUGGAAUUUCCUGGAAACAGCAGCGCCGGUUUGCUCUGCACACUCUACGCAACUUUGGACUGGGAAAGAGAAACGUGGAGGAACGUGUGGCUGAGGAAGCGCAAUACCUUAUCAGAGAGCUGCUCACACAUGAAGGGAAGUCUUUUUGUCCCAUCCACAAGAUUAUGAACGCAGUCUCCAACAUCAUCUGCGCCAUCGUCUUUGGGGAUCGCUUUGAGUAUGAUGACAAGCGCUUCUCUAAGCUGUUGGAAAUCAUAAAUGAGAACAUUCAGCUUUCUGGAGCACCUGCGACACGGAUGGUCUAUGUGGUUCCCUUCAUAAGGCACUUUCCAGGGCCACACCAGAAAGUCUGGCAGAAUGUCAAGUCCUUAAAAGAGUUUAUCCGUGAAGCUGUGGAGGAACACAGGAAGACUCUGGACCCAGAAAACCCCCGGGACUUCAUUGAUGCCUACCUCGUGGAGAUGAGUAAGCAACAGUCAAAUGAAGACUCCACGUUUAACGAGGAGAACAUGAUCAUGUCCACUUCUGAUCUUUUCCUCGCUGGAACAGACACGACAGCAUCCACUCUGAAAUGGGGUCUCAUUUACAUGAUGGACCACCCUGAUGUGCAAGAGCGCUGUCAUGAGGAGAUAGUUCGGGUGCUGGGUUUUGACCGCUCUCCCUGCAUGGAUGAUCGUGCAAAGCUCCCGUACACUCAAGCCACCAUCCAUGAAAUCCAGCGCUGUGCUGACAUUAUCCCCAUGGCUAUACAUGAGACCACCCAGCCGACAAAGCUCGGAGAGUACCACUUCCCCAAGGGAACAAAGAUCAUGCCCAACUUGGCGAUCUUCUUGGCUGACAGGAAGCACUGGAAGCACCCGGACACGUUCAACCCAGAGAACUUUCUGGAUGAGAAAGGGCAGUCCUGCAAAAGUGAAUAUUUUCUGCCAUAUUCCCUGGGUCCAAGGAUGUGUGUUGGGGAGACUCUGGCAAAAGCUGAGCUCUUCAUCUUCUUCACCUCUCUGAUCCAGAGGCUGAAGUUCUCAUGGCCUAAAGGAGAACCUCGUCCAAACAUGAAUGGCAUUUUGAGCAUAGUCCGCUCUCCCUUCCCCUAUAAUACAAUUUGCCAUAGCAGGGAUACCCCCCACUGAAUCCCCCCACCAUGUUCAACCUUGACACCAUCAGUGGAUGAUACUUAAAUAAGAGCAAGGUUAAAUGUAUCGAGUUUUAAAUGUGCAUAAACAGAUUUAAAUACAA